This is a messenger RNA of Lipotes vexillifer (Yangtze River dolphin), 1038 nucleotides long. It is a transcript of the gene OPN1SW, whose product is annotated as opsin 1, short wave sensitive. Gene Ontology annotation, cellular component: membrane. Gene Ontology annotation, biological process: G protein-coupled receptor signaling pathway; phototransduction; visual perception. NCBI's taxonomy places the organism in Eukaryota, Metazoa, Chordata, Mammalia, Artiodactyla, Lipotidae. Gene Ontology annotation, molecular function: G protein-coupled receptor activity. The record is from RefSeq and is a predicted model, not a curated record.
AUGAGCAAGAUGUCAGAGGAGGAAGAGAUUUUUCUGUUCAAGAACAUCUCCUCGGUGGGGCCGUGGGAUGGGCCUCAGUACCGCCUCGCCCCUGUCUGGGCCUUCCACCUCCAGGCAGCCUUCACGGGCUUUGUCUUCGCUGUAGGGACGCCACUCAAUGCCACAGUGCUGGUGGCCACACUGCGCUACAGAAAGUUGCGGCAGCCACUCAACUACAUUCUGGUCAAUGUAUCCCCGGGGGGCUUCAUCUACUGCAUCUUCUCUGUCUUUGUCGUCUUCAUCACCAGCUGUCAUGGAUACUUUGUCUUCGGCCACCAUGUUUGUGCUCUGGGGGCCUUCCUGGGCUGUACAGCAGGUAUGGUGACAGGCUGGUCACUGGCCUUCUUGGUCUUUGAGCGCUAGUACAUCAUCAUCUGUAAGCCCUUCGGCAACUUCCGCUUCAGCUCCAAGCACGCACUGAUGGUGGUACUGGCCACCUGGAUCAUUGGUAUUGGUGUCUCCAUCCCACCCUUCUUUGGCUGGAGCCGGUUCGUCCCCGAGGGUCUUCAGUGUUCCUGCACCGUGGGCACCAAAUAUUACAGCGAGUACUACACCUGGUUUCUCUUCAUUUUCUGCUACAUUGUGCCUCUCUCCCUCAUCUGCUUCUCCUACUCUCAGCUGCUGGGGGUCUUCAGAGCUGUUGCAGCUCAGCAGCAGGAGUCAGCUACAACCCAGAAGGCUAGGCGGGAGGUGAGCCACAUGGUGGUGAUGAUGGUGGGAUCCUUCUGUCUCUGUUACAUGCCCUAUGCUGCCCUGGCCACGUAUAUAGCCAACAAACGUAACCACGGGGUGGACUUACGGUUUGUCACCAUUCCUGCCUUCUUCCCCAAGAGUGCUUGGGUCUACAAUCCCAUCAUCUACUGCUUCAUGAAUAAGCAGUUCCAAGCUUGCAUCAUGGAGAUGGUGUGUGGAAGGCCCAUGACAGAUGAGUCUGACAUGUCUAGCUCCCAGAAAAUGGAAGUUUCUACCGUCUCUUCUAGCCAAGUUGGCCCCAACUAA